ACCCGGAACACCGGCUGCGGAAGUGGGGAAACGCAGGAACUUUCAACAACCUGCGGUGGCGCCCAGCCAGCAUAAUUUUUGGCCCGUGCCGCUUCUCGUACUCUGGGAACUUUGUCCCAGAGAGACAGCCCGGCCUGGAGGUCGGCUCUGAGGGACGGACACGCCACCCAUGCUCUCCGCCUCCAGAAGGGCUCUCCAGCUCCUCUCCAGCUCCAUCCCGGUACGAAGGAUGGGCGACUCAGCCUCGAAAGUCAUUAGCGUGGAGGAAGCCUUGCCCGGCCGCAUGGAGCCGAUCUCCGUGGCAGCCAAACACCAUGUCAGUGGCAACAGAACGGUUGAACCUUUCCCAGAGGGAACACAGAUGGCUGUAUUUGGAAUGGGCUGCUUCUGGGGAGCUGAGCGCAAGUUCUGGCCCUUGAAAGGCGUGUAUUCAACCCAAGUGGGUUUUGCAGGAGGCUACACAUGCAAUCCCACCUACAAAGAGGUCUGCUCAGAAAAAACUGGCCAUGCAGAAGUCGUCCGGGUUGUGUACCGGCCAGAGCACAUCAGCUUUGAGGAACUGCUCAAGGUCUUCUGGGAGAAUCACGACCCGACCCAAGGCAUGCGCCAAGGCAAUGACCGCGGCACCCAGUACCGAUCGGCAGUCUAUCCCACCUCUGCUGCGCAGAUGGAAACAGCCCUGAGAUCCAAAGAGGAGUACCAGAAGGUUCUUUCGAAGCACGGCUUUGACGCCAUCACCACCGACAUCCGAGAGGGACAAGUGUUCUACUAUGCGGAAGACUACCACCAACAAUACCUGAGCAAGAACCCAGAUGGCUACUGUGGCCUCGGGGGCACCGGGGUUUCCUGUCCGAUGGCCAUUAAAAAAUAAUUUCUCUCCACGAAGUUGGCCCUGGAGGCUCCGGCAAAACCACAGUUGCUGGAUGGAGCGGCACUUCUGUGAUUCGCAUCUGUCACCUUCUCAAGAGCACACACCACACGGGCAUUUACAUGAAUCUGGUUGUUAUUGGGGUUUGAUUUAUGGAAAGUAUGAUUACAUAAUUUGUCUUCUGCUCAGUCCGGGUCGGGUAAAGCAUGACAUUUUAGUGGAUCACUUGGCAUCUCAAUGGAGAUAACGAGAGCCCUGUGUCCACCUGCUCAGGUUGGAAGAGGUGUUGAGGGUUCCAAAACAGGGAGAUGGCUAGGAGAAAGCCCAGGGACCUGUGGCCCCUUGGUCUGUGCUGACAGACCUCGCCCAC
Messenger RNA from Acomys russatus (golden spiny mouse), 1238 nucleotides. It is a transcript of the gene Msra, whose product is annotated as methionine sulfoxide reductase A. Gene Ontology annotation, biological process: cellular response to oxidative stress. Gene Ontology annotation, molecular function: peptide-methionine (S)-S-oxide reductase activity. The coding region runs from base 170 to 871 and encodes 233 amino acids. Lineage: Eukaryota; Metazoa; Chordata; Mammalia; Rodentia; Muridae. The record is from RefSeq and is a predicted model, not a curated record. Gene Ontology annotation, cellular component: cytoplasm. The transcript is spliced from 6 exons.